AUGCAGCCAUUGAAGAAACGCAGUGUAGUAUCAUCGCUUUCGAAUAACAGUCCUGUCACAAAGACGAUUCUGGCUUCCAAGAAGGCAUCAAAUUCUACAAUUGCCACCAGGACCCCGGAUAGGACGUCUCCAACCGUAACUGCCCCUGCCGCAAAGCAAGCGUCAUCCAGUAGUACAAGGGAUAGUUUGAGUGAGAGGCGAGGUGUGCCACUCACGAUACUGCGAGCCGCUCAAGAAACCUCGAACAACAGAGUAUCUAAAGUUCAACGAACAACGCCUACGCCCCCAAGGAAAGAUAACGACGGCAAGGACAAGUGCCCUUCCCCAGCUAAGUCAUCGGAGAGCUCCGGAUUUAGUAUGAGCGAAGCAUCCAAAUGUGCUGUAUUUAUGCCAAAGGUGCAACAAGCGGUAUCGCGCAUGAGCAUCAAAUCCAGCGGAAAACAGACCCGCCAGAAUGACAUGGUUUUGAGUCCGACAAAGUAUGCCAGUCCCACUUUUCAUCCUACUGCCAUACUUGCAAAACCCAAACAACGAAACGCCAUCAUGGGAAAGCGACAAGACCAGGAACCCAAAGAUACUGCCCCAAGCGCGGACGACAAAAUGCAGACUCCUCCGAUUCCAAACAUGAGAGCUUUCGUAUCCUGUGUACUCUGUGACGAAUAUUUUGAUUCUAUAGACGCUCUCAGUACACAUCUGACCAGCCCCGAACACAUUCAGAAACAAACGGUGCAAGGGAGGGAACGGGCGGAGAAGCAGAAAGAAUUCUUCGGCAAGGUGCUUGGAACGGGGUCUGCAAAACAGCGACCGUCCACGUUGAACGAGGCGGCAGGCGAGAAAACAGGACCUAGUGCUACGAGGAGCCUACAUUGCCCCAUAUGCAAUGUAAGUUGUACUAGCGUGGACAAUCUUGAAUCGCAUCUGCGAGGAAAACUACACGCUAAACGUGUACGGCAUGCAGAGGCAAGGAAAACGAUGCAACAAUGGCAGUUCAUCUGAUCAGCCCCCGGCACAAUCAGAAAGAGACGAUGCAAGGGAUGGAACAAGCGACGACAGGGGAAGAGUCGUGCGCGCCGGAGCUCAAGACAGAAAGCGCCAUCCAUGAUGAAAAGAACAGUGCUUGUACUAGCGCAGAUACUUUUUCAAUUAUCCGCGCUAGUAGAGCUCAAGGAACCGUAGAAAUCGUGUGCAGUCGGCAGUCGACAGCAGUAUCUGUUGUAUCGUGUAGGCGGCCUCAUGCACGAUGAGGCGAUAUCUUGUCGGUCUCUGCACGUGGGCUUUUGCGUCUUCAUCAGCUUGUUUUUGCGAUGAAAGGCACACAGGUGAAGGAAGCUCUAUGGAAAACUUUUUUCACCCUUCUUUCCCAAAUGGGCCAUGUUUCCUCCCCAGCUGAUGCCGGUGCCGCCACCGCCGCCGCCCUAACAGCGUAGGGCGACAUCUGGCACACAGCACGGAGGAUUUCUAGUUUUAUAGACAAAAAUGCGGCACACCUGCGACUCGAUCUAAUUGUAGUGAGAAAGGGUCGUUGGUUUUGACAAGGUCUCCCACACUGCGCGAAUGUAAGUGCUGCUAGUCUAGACGCGUGUAAAUAUAUAGCUUGCCUUGCUUGGA
Molecule: messenger RNA, 1608 nt
Organism: Chondrus crispus (carragheen)
Lineage: Eukaryota; Rhodophyta; Florideophyceae; Gigartinales; Gigartinaceae
Exons: 2
Coding region: 1-996 (331 amino acids)
Molecular function (GO): zinc ion binding; nucleic acid binding
Source: RefSeq, a predicted model, not a curated record